Prorocentrum cordatum is the source of this 3267-nucleotide messenger RNA. The record is from the annotation of a GenBank genome assembly. Lineage: Eukaryota; Dinophyceae; Prorocentrales; Prorocentraceae.
GCAAGGCGAGUGGAGAGUGCGCCGCACUCGAGCGCCUGGUCUCCCAGCAGCUGCAAGGCCCAACGACCAGCACAGCGCGCUACGAGUUCAAUUUCGUGCUGCACGCCGGCUUCAUCGCAGUGGCCUUCGUAGUGGGAGCUCUCCUAGGUGUGCGGGCUUUCAAGGCGGACGGCAGCAUCCCGGCGAGCUUGCAGGGUGCCAACAUUUACAAUUUCAGAGCCGGUGCCGAACCUGAUCAGGCCGCGCUGCGUGGGCUGAUGGAGGAGGCACAGGAUCUGGUGGCACUGGCCGGCCGCGGAGUGGCUCCGCCAGGGGCCGAGCCUGAGGUCUGGCUGUUCGCGGAGUCGAACGCGGUGUUCUCGGCCGGGGACGAGUGCCCAGGGCAGCCAGAGGUGUUUGUGGAGAAGCGCGGCCUCGCUCGCGCUGGGCUGGAUGUGCUCAUGGUUGAGAAGGUGGCGAGGAAUCAGGUCGAGCAGUGGAAGACGGCCCACGCCGCCUCCAGCGACGCGCGGGUGCUGCCGGCGCGGUAUUCCCCCUCUGGUGAGCGGCUGCGCAGCUGGGCGGACGUGGCCGAGAGCGUGAACGAGAGUGCGAUCGACCACUGGCCCGUGAAGGGGCCAAGGACAGCGCAGUGGGUGGCCCGCUUCAUGUCCCGACGCAACACAGGGCUGGAGGACCACCACCGCUGGUGGAGGUCGACCGCUCGACUCAACGCCUCAGACUUGGGCGUGGCCGAGCACGGCCAGCUGUGCUCGUACCUGGAGGCGGCGGGGGGCGUGGACCAGCUCGACCUGUCGAAUUUGGUGGUGAUGGAGAAGAUCGCACGCCGACUCCAGACUAUAGAGUACCAGUACGCGGAGAAGGUUCGGGAGGGCGAGCGCGGUGGCACCGCUGGCGCGUCUUCCGCCGUCGCCGGCUCGGCCGUCAUCGCGAAUGACGAGAUGGACCUGUUCGAGGGGCGGGAGCGUGUCAAUCCUACGGCGUGCUGCGCCCCGACGCUCAUUGAGCACGUGAGUAAGGAGUUAGAGAAGGAAUCGCAGAUCCAGAAGCUUAGUCACAGCGCCGCGUCCGUCCUUACGGACAUGUACCUGGGUGGUGCUCCGUGCUGUCCUGCUGGUGCUUCUUCGUCCCUGGGCGAGGGCAGCAUGGGGCACCUCCGGGGUCGUGAGGAAGUCCAGGAGUGGAUGAGCGAGCAUGUGCUGCCAAACUCGGUGGGCAUGCACAGUUUUGAAGUGAGCAAGAUGAAGAUGUAUCAUGACCCUGGUCUGCGCAAGUCAAUGCGCAGAUAUGCACGCGUGCUUCAGAUGCUGCGUGACAGGAACAUGGUUGAGUUUGUGUGCGAGGAAAGUGACGCAUGCGUAAGACUUUUUACUGCGCGCAAGAAGAGCGGUGCCCAGCGCCUGAUUGCCGACUGUCGGCAGUCAAAUUGCUUUUUCACAAGUAGUGAUCACGUCGAGCUGCCCACGUCGGGCGCCCUGUCCAGGUUGCGGCUCGAGGCCGGAGAGCAGCUGCAUGUAGGUCAGUACGAUUUAAAGGAUGCUUCCUUUCAGUUUGGAACACCCCCCGAGUUGCGGAGAUUUUUCCAUCUGCCCCCCAUUAAGGCAAAGUGGAUGAAGCAGCUGCUCCCCGACAUUCUGAGCACUGGAGGGAUUGUGCGACCUCGGCUUACUGUUAUGCCGAUGGGCUGGGUCCACGCGCUGUACUGGUGCCAGACAAUACACGAGAGGUCGAUGUCGUCGGAGUUGGGGGAGAUCUACUGGGGCUCAGUGUCUCGGGAGACGGUCGGAUCUUGCCACGGCAUGAAGGGAGAUGGAAGGUGUUGGACGAGGCCAGCAAGUAUUCAGAUCGGUGGCAUUUCUUGGGCGGAGGUCGUGUUAGUCCUCAGGCUGUACUGGAAGAAGGGGAUGACGAUGGCGCUGGGGCACCUGAAGGUUCCUUGCGAGGAGUGCCUCCUGUUCCUGGGCUUCACACUAGCCUGCUGCAUGCUAAGUGGCAUACGGAUCCUCGCCUGCCGCGACGGCGCCUGGCCCCUGCCACAGCGCCAGAGCAUGUGCGUCGGCGAGUUCGGCGACGGCAGGCGAUCGUUCCUCCGUCGGCUGGCGGGGCUGGCGCGGCGCACGGGGAUGGUGAUCGCGCAGAGCGUGACGGGCGCGGAGCUGGACCAGGCGCAGGAUCGCAUCAUCCGCUUCCUCGGCCAGAUGAGCGCGGUGAGCCUGGACGCGGCGGUGGCGGAGCACCUCAGCGAGGAGUUCUUCGAGGGCACGACGGGGGGCGAGGGCGGACGGUUGCUGGCGGCGCUGUCCUGGGCCUUCGCUUCCGUGGGCAAGCAGGCGUGCAACCUCCCUCGGGCGCGGACAUGUUCCGCGGCGUUGCGCCGACUUGCUCUGGGCGAGUCGAGGCUGCCAGUGCCCGAGAGCCUCCUCUUUGUGGUGGCGAACGAGCUGAUCGCACAGGGGAAGUUGCAGCAAGGUGUAGCGGUUUUGGCGGCGCAUCACUGCCACCUUCGCCCCGGCGAGCUGUCCCGCACCACGCGGGGGGUGACCCGCCCGCCAGUCAGUGCGAGUGGGCCCGGGGCCACAGUCACCAUCGUGCUACAUCCUUUCGAGCUCGGCGUGAGCUCCAAGGUGGGGGAGUUCGACGAGACAGUAAAGGUGGACUGGCCACCUCUUGCUACGGCGCUCCUUCGGCUUCGACGGAUCCGCCCAGCAAGCGAGCGCCUGGCAGGGAUCGGGUCGGUGGCCCUCGGCGAGAGCGUGGCGCAGAUCAUCCGCGAGUUCGGCUUCGAGGAGGCGAUCGGCGAGUUCAUGAUGCAUCGUCUCCGUCACUCAGGGCCAGGUGCCGACUUCCUGGCAGGCUCCAGCGGGCCUGCGCGCACGUUGAUCGUGCCCUUCUUUUUAGAGAUCUUUGCAGGCGCGGCUCGCGUGUCCAGGGAGAUGUCCUGGCUCGGCUUCCUGGCGAUCGCUAUCGACACUCGGUUCGACGUGAGCCGGGCGUUCGCCAUGCUCCAGGGGAUCAGCGAGUUCACGUCGCCGUGUGUUUGGGCGGCGCCUCGCACACGUUUGGACGAGUUCUUGGUGUUGGAGCCGCGCUUCACGUUGGACCAGAGCUCGUGGUUCGCACGCCGGGUGCUGCUCAUCUACGCCACGUUCAAAGCCACGAACGCAGCCCGGAACGGCCAGGGGAUGGACACGAGCGACGCUUGGCAGCAGGCGUUCAAGGAGGGCGCGGCCUCCCGCCGUGACCUCGGCUUUCUGACUGGGCACACCU